GCAAUGAGCACCCCAUCGCCUCCUAGCUCACAACUGAGAUGUGAGCCCUCGAGCUCGCCGCAUCUAACCGAUCCAAGUUCCAUUCCAACGUGGGAUCGCCGAAGCCAACGCAUCCGCCCGUUGCCUUCGUUCCCAUAGCAUCCAGUCCAGCACGUCGCCACGCGAGCCCGUCCGCCCCCGCACAUCGAUCGCCUCGUCGUGCCCGUGCCCGUGCCCGUCCACGCUGCCUCCUGCUCCUGCGUGCGCGCCGCUCCCUCGUCAAGGCGCCAAAACCUCCGCCAGCACACACCUCCGCCGCUAGGCCACGGAGCGGCAGGGCAUGGAGGACCGCGCCACGGCCAAUGUCCGCGUGGACGGCGCGCCGGCGGAGGCGACUCUCGGGGGCGGGGAGCUGCGGUGGCGCCGCGCGGGAAGCGGCGGCGCGGCGGGGGAGCGGGCGCUGUCGCUGGAGCGCGACGUGCUCGGGGUCGAGGCGAGGGGGAAGGAGGUCGUCGUGAGGGCCUUCGUGGCGGCGGGCGCGGCCAGGGCGAGGUCGUGCGCGCCCGGCGCGGGCGCGGGAGGGAAGGGAGCCGGGAGGCGGUGCAGGCGGGACUUCGUGCUCGAGAUGGCCGACGGCGAGGGCGCCGCCGCGGCGUGGGGCGAGAGGCUGGCACGCUGCCUCGACUCGUUCGGCCGCCCCAAGAGAUUGUUCGUCUUCGUCAACCCCUUCGGCGGCAGGAAAUGCGCGAAGAAGAUCUACGACUCGGAAAUCAAGCCUCUGUUUGAAGCUGCUGGCGUGAGCAUCACCGUGCAAGAGACGGAGUGCCAGGGACAUGCCCGGGAGGUGGCGUCUUCCCUCGACCUUGGAAAGUACGACGGCAUUGUCUGCGUUAGCGGCGACGGUGUCCUCGUGGAGGUAGUAAAUGGAAUUCUUCAACGAACAGAUUGGGAGGAGGCGAUAAAGAUGCCAAUUGGGGUAGUUCCAGCAGGUACAGGAAAUGGCAUGGCCAAAUCACUUCUGCAUGCUGCCGGUGAGACGUGCUCAGUUUCAAAUGCUGUAUUGGCAAUUAUCAAAGGUUACAAGCAGUCCUUGGAUGUUUGUACUAUUUUGCAAGGGGAGAAGAAAUUUUUCAGUGUCUUGUUGAUGACUUGGGGUUUGGUGGCCGACAUAGAUAUUGAGUCUGAGAAAUACAGGUGGAUGGGAAGUGCACGCUUCGACUUCUAUGCUGUGGUUCGCAUUAUGAGCUUGCGAAAGUACUGUGGAAGUAUUCAGUUCGUACCUGCCCCAGGCUAUGAGUCAUAUGGAGAACCUGUCAAGCAAGUCGAGAAUUCCAUCCUAGAGUCUCUGGAGCAAAGUGGAAAAUCCCACCCGUCUUCUUAUCCAGGUCCAUCAGUUGAGUUUCAAGCUUCAGACUGGAGAUUUGUUGAUGGUCCAUUUGUUGCAGUCUGGAUAAACAAUGUGCCAUGGGCUGCCGAGGAUAUAAUGGCAGCUCCUGAAGCAAAGUUCUCAGAUGGCUGUAUGGAUGCAAUCAUACUCAGAGAUUGUCCAAAGGCUGAUCUUUUAGCUCUACUGAUGAAGAUGAGCGAUGGUAGCUAUGUCAAAUCACCAUAUGUUACAUAUCUCAAGGUGAGAUCAUUUAAAUUAUCUCCAGGCCAGCUUGUUGAGAACCCAAAAAGGGGUGGCAUUAUAGACGUUGACGGCGAGGUAAUUGCUAGAGGAGAAGGAACGUAUGGAAAGUGCCAUCAAGACGUGAUGGCUUAUGGCUCUCCUAUUCAGCUGACAGUGCACCAAGCAUUGGCUACCAUAUAUUGCCCUAACAAAAUUCGGUGAAAAGAUUGGCGUUGACAAAAAAAAAAUGCCUACAAAUUUGACGAGUUUUAGAAGAAAAAUGCUCAAGUAGAAGACCACAAGAAAGGGAUCUUACAUUUCUUUCCCAGUGAACUGGUGCAAGUCAAACCUAAAAAAAGUUGACUUACGCUCAGACAGCUAUGUCAUUAAUGUACGUUAGACCAAAUACCCUAAAAGGCUAAAAUGACCCUUUCUUCCCUUUUCCCUAUCUUCUAAAGUUAAUUUGUUCAUGUCAA
Molecule: messenger RNA, 2064 nt
Organism: Panicum virgatum (switchgrass)
Lineage: Eukaryota; Viridiplantae; Streptophyta; Magnoliopsida; Poales; Poaceae
Product: sphingosine kinase 2-like
Exons: 10
Coding region: 320-1810 (496 amino acids)
Biological process (GO): sphingosine biosynthetic process
Cellular component (GO): intracellular membrane-bounded organelle; cytoplasm; membrane
Molecular function (GO): kinase activity
Source: RefSeq, a predicted model, not a curated record